Molecule: messenger RNA, 1020 nt
Organism: Fundulus heteroclitus (mummichog)
Lineage: Eukaryota; Metazoa; Chordata; Actinopteri; Cyprinodontiformes; Fundulidae
Product: retinol dehydrogenase 7-like
Exons: 6
Molecular function (GO): oxidoreductase activity
Source: RefSeq, a predicted model, not a curated record
CAGAAAGGGAAAGGGAAGGGGACCGACAGUAGGGAUCCAUCAUUACCCAGAAACUAAACAAGAAUGUUUUUCGAGCAGUUCGGAGGCAAACAACAAACCCCUGAAGGCAGCAUGGAUACACGUUAUAUAUACGAACUUUUAGGCGAAAAUGCCUGGUACUACAUUGCAGCUUCCUUGGCCUUGCUGUGGAUUCUCGUGUGGCUGUACAGAGACAGCCUGGAGAUAGAGAACGUCUCUGACAAGUAUGUCUUCGUGACCGGCUGCGACACAGGGUUUGGGAACCUCCUGUGCAAGAAGCUCGACCGUAGGGGUUUCCGCGUUCUGGCCGGCUGCCUCACAGAGAAGGGGGCUGAUGAUCUGAAAAGAGCGUCGGGUCCUCAUCUUAAGACGAUCCUGCUGGACGUGACCAGUCAGGACAGCAUCCAGACUGCCAUGGAGUGGACCAAGAAGGAGGUCGGUGAUAGAGGACUUUGGGGUGUUGUGAACAACGCCGGACGUUCCUUACCCAUGGGUCCUUCGGAGUGGAUGAAAGUGGAGGAUUUCCACAGCACCCUGAAAGUGAACAUGAAUGGAGUCAUUGCCAUGACCAUGACCUUCCUGCCCCUCAUCAAAAAGGCCCGUGGACGUAUCGUAAAUGUGGCGUCUGUCCUCGGCAGGGUGGCUGCGAAUGGUGGCGGGUACUGCAUCUCCAAGUUUGCUGUGGAGAGUUUCUCUGACUGCCUUAGGAGAGAUAUAAACUACUUUGGAAUCAAAGUGUGCAUCAUCGAGCCGGGGUUUUUCAAGACAGCUGUGACCAGCCUGGAUCCCAUCGAGAGGGAGCUGCACCGUCUCUGGAACCAGCUCAGCCCCGAAGUCAAAGCAAGCUACGGAGAAAAGUACCUGGAUAAUUACAUUAAGAUUCAGCGUCUGAUCAUGAAUGCUGUGUGUGACUCAGACCUCACCAAGGUGACCAGCUGCAUGGAGCACGCUCUGACCGCGGCUCACCCGCGCACUCGAUACAGCGCCGGCUGGGAUGCCAAG